Molecule: messenger RNA, 315 nt
Organism: Cladocopium goreaui
Lineage: Eukaryota; Dinophyceae; Suessiales; Symbiodiniaceae
Source: the annotation of a GenBank genome assembly
AUGAAAGCCAAAGCAUUGGCAAAAGCUGUGCUGAAGGAAGCAGAAGAAGCCCGAACCCUCAAUGUCAGCAUUGAAGGGCUUGAGUGCAGUGGUGAGCUUUGCAAAGCCCUGACUUUGCAUGCCAACAACCAAACAGAGAUGUACCGGAAGCUUUCCCAUCUUGUGGCACAGGGGGUGGAUGAUGAGGCCACCUACAAUGAGCUUUUUGAACAGGCUGGAGGCCUUACCACAUGGUUUAAGGCCCGUAAGAAGGUUGCAAAUUCAAUGCGCAUGGCAGCAACAUCUGCUUCUGCCAGCUCCAGUGGAACCCAGUAA